Messenger RNA from Aspergillus welwitschiae, 492 nucleotides. RefSeq lists its product as uncharacterized. The transcript has a single exon. Lineage: Eukaryota; Fungi; Ascomycota; Eurotiomycetes; Eurotiales; Aspergillaceae. Bases 142 to 432 code for a protein of 96 amino acids. The record is from RefSeq and is a predicted model, not a curated record.
CUCCAACAGCUUCAACCCCCGAAACGGAUACCAAAGCGCCCCAUCCACGCGGCGUCGAAGCGAUCCAUCGAAGCCGAUAUCCAUUCGCGGCGGAGACCAACGACGACGCGAACGAGUCGCAGUUGGCCGUGAUUGGCCUCGAUGGGAAUUCUCCAGCACCGCCAAGCAAGCCACCGUGGAUCCGGACCUGAAGCUGGAUCCACUGUAGAGGUUAUCACUUAUCCUGUCUGUGAAUUCUUCCCUUUCGCACCAUUGGGGGCCUUGGGACGGUCGUUGGCAAUUAAUUUUUCCCCGCUUGAGUGGCGGCACCAGCCCCAGCGCUGCGAGAUACUUUCAAUCUGUUGUUCUUGGCACAACCGCGCAAGGUUGUUUUAUUUCCGAGAUACAAUUGGCCACGCUGCCUGGAUUUGGUACUCGAGGUUGCCCGCGUGAGGCCAAGACAACACUUCGGCUGUGACAUUUGGGGAAAGCAAGGAAACUCAAAAGUGUCUU